AUGGACGUUGUUCUUCCCCCUGCCAAACGGCGGAAGAGGACUAGGAGGUUCAUAAUCGAGGAAGAUCUUAGGCAACCCUCUGUCGAUGCUUCUGAACACAUCUUCAAGGAGGAUAUCAUAGAGGACACCCCAAAUGGGCCCACGGUGCGAACAGUAGAGCACCCAAUUUCUCUACCCCCUGUGCACCCAGAUGCAUCUGGCCCAACGGGGAUGGCAACCAAUCCAGUCCAACAGGCCCACCACCCAGUUAGCUAUCCGGACGAGGUGGAUGAGGGAUUGGCCUCCACCCAUGGACGACCACGCAAGGCAGGGAAUACUGAUUGA
Cyclocybe aegerita is the source of this 324-nucleotide messenger RNA. The record is from the annotation of a GenBank genome assembly. Lineage: Eukaryota; Fungi; Basidiomycota; Agaricomycetes; Agaricales; Hemipholiotaceae.